AUGGCUAGCACUGUUGGCAAGGCCGCUAUUGCGUGGGCUGCGGGAGAGCCAUUCUCUAUUGAGGAUGUCGAGGUUGCCCCCCCCAAAGCUCAUGAAGUUCGCAUUCAGAUUCUCAACACGGGCGUUUGCCACACGGAUGCCUACACUCUUUCCGGGAAGGACCCCGAGGGAGCUUUCCCUGUUAUCCUUGGACACGAAGGUGCAGGCAUCGUUGAGUCAGUUGGUGAAGGCGUGACUAAUGUGAAGCCCGGUGACCGAGUGAUCGCACUCUACACUCCGGAAUGCGGCGAGUGUAAAUUUUGCAAGUCCGGAAAGACCAACCUGUGCCAAAAGAUUCGUGCUACCCAGGGCAAAGGCGUGAUGCCCGAUGGCACUACUCGCUUCCGAGCUCGCGGCAAAGACAUUCUGCACUACAUGGGAACGUCUACCUUCACCCAGUAUACAGUUGUUGCCGACAUCUCAGUUGUGGCCAUUAACUCUAAGGCACCCACUGACCGUGCGUGCUUAUUGGGUUGCGGAAUUACUACAGGCUAUGGCGCUGCAACCGUUACUGCCAAGGUCGAGGAAGGAUCUAACAUUGCCGUCUUUGGAGCUGGAUGCAUUGGCUUGUCUGUGAUUGAGGGUGCAGUCAAGAACAAGGCCGGCAAAAUCAUCGUUGUCGACGUGAACGAUGAUAAGGAAGCCUGGGCCCGCAAGUUUGGUGCCACCGACUUUGUGAACCCCACUAAGUUGGGUGGAAAGACCAUCCAGGAGAAGUUGAUCGAGAUGACAGAUGGCGGGUGUGACUACACUUUCGAUUGCACAGGAAAUGUUGGUGUUAUGCGAGCUGCUCUUGAAGCUUGCCACAAAGGUUGGGGUGAAAGCAUUAUCAUCGGCGUUGCUGCAGCCGGCCAGGAGAUCUCCACUAGGCCAUUCCAACUAGUCACUGGACGUGUUUGGAGAGGCUGUGCAUUCGGUGGCAUCAAAGGUCGCUCUCAGCUGCCGAGUCUCGUUGAAGACUACCUUGAAGGCUACCUCAAGGUUGACGACUAUAUUACUCAUCGUGAAACAUUGGGUACCAUCAACACAGCCUUUCAACACAUGAAGAGCGGUGACUGUAUCCGCUGUGUCUUGGAUAUGGAGGCCUAA
Molecule: messenger RNA, 1128 nt
Organism: Trichoderma virens Gv29-8
Lineage: Eukaryota; Fungi; Ascomycota; Sordariomycetes; Hypocreales; Hypocreaceae
Exons: 5
Coding region: 1-1128 (375 amino acids)
Biological process (GO): formaldehyde catabolic process
Cellular component (GO): cytosol
Molecular function (GO): S-(hydroxymethyl)glutathione dehydrogenase [NAD(P)+] activity; zinc ion binding
Source: RefSeq, a predicted model, not a curated record